UUUGUCCAAUCCUUUCUUUUUCAUUGUUUUCAUUCCUGAUAAUACAAGGUUUAUGAUAUAACAAGGUAAUUUGCAGAGUCCAAAGGACCUGUUAUUAACGAAGUUCGACUGUAUAUGUUAAAAGUUUGCCAAACUUGUUCAAAUUCCACUGUAAAUUGUGGUGUAAGUGAAGAUAUGCCAUUGCAUAAAGUUUCGUGAAAUUUACUGCAGGAAACCCAUUUUUUUUUUCUGCAUGAACUUUAAAAGAACUUUACUUGGGGAGUGCGUUCGGUAUAAACUUGUUGGUUCCCUGGCCCCGCCCUCGCCUGCCCGGGCGGCCGUACUACUACGAAGGGCGCCACCAAUUGUCCACGUUGAUUCUGGCUAGGCUGAGCAUAUUCUUUGCCUAGCAACGAGUUCCAAAAUGGCAGCUUCCAUUAGCGCAGAGGAUGCAAAACAAGUGGCAUCUUUGCCGAAACCUCAGGGACGCCUGAAGCUGGCCCGGUGCCUCAACUGGGACCUGAGCAGCUUCAGCGAAGAUGACAACAUGCGGGAGUCGAUCCUGCUGGACUACCUUCACGACAGUCUCAUGUUUGCCGCCAGCCGCGGCUUCCCCUGGCAGCAGGUGUGUGGGGUGCUGGACCUUGCCAGGGAGAUGCAAGAACAGACAGUUGGUCAGCCACUCGGCCACGCCAUCAGGCUGUACCGGCAGAAGUCCUUGGAGUACGCUGAGGAUGGCCGCAUCUCGGAUAAGAACUUGAAGAUCUUCACCAGCCACCUCUUUGCCACCUUCAUGAGGCACUACAGACUCUACCAGUUUGUCUUCAUGCAGCCCCGCUCUCUCAUGGUCACCAAACUCGCACUGGAGGUUGAACCACCCCCAGAUACUAUACACUUGAAGGAAAGCAAGCCACAACACAUUUGGGAGUACGACCAGAAGCUGGCGGCCAUUGAAGGGGAAGAGCAGGCCCGCAUGGAGGCCCUGCAGGCUGAGAGAGAGGAGCUGCUGCGACAGGAGCCGGAUGCUGACAGACCCCUGGUCGCUCUGGAGGAAUCAGGGGGACCACUCCAACAGGAGAUUCUUUCUCGGGCGAUCCGGGAGGCCACAAACCUCCGAGGCAGCCACACCGAGCGUCUGCUCCAGGCAAAGGUGGAAGAGACCCACGAGGACCUGGACUACUACUUUGAGAAGACCGCCCUGCCCCGCCCAGCAGCCUUAGGACCGCCCCCGCGCACCAAGUCUCCACCCCGCCUGCCGGCCAGAAGCAAGACCGCCAGCACAAAGAGUGGGGGAGGGGGAGGCAAGAACUCCCUGGGCAGGGACUUGCCCAAGGGAUCAGCUAAGUCCCUGAGGUCCAAGACGCCCAAAUCCGUCAAGAGCUAAGUGGGAUUGGGCUACUGUAGCAUUUUGGAAUUGAGUUUAAUUCAGUCUAGGAGUUACAGUUCUCUUCAGACUUGAUUUCUUAUUCUUGGUAUGAACAAGAAAAACUCUCGGGAACAUUCACUAAUAAGUAAUUUCCUCUGCAGUAUCAGCAUUUACUUAGGAAAACUCAAUGUGUGUGAUAUUCAGCAUGGUGCUUAAGAGCUCUGUUCAAACCCGUUCUUUGGUGGUUAUGUUUUGGUAUACCCGAAAUGAAAACUAUAUUUUGGAAGUCGUAACCAAGUACACAAUGAAAGCCUGUAUAGAGGGUUUGCAUGGCAGCCAUGUUGCAGGCCCUUGCUUUUGUGCCACAGGGUAUUCACAAAGGAAGUUUCCCUGUGAAACAAAAGAUCUGCCUUGGAAGAUGGCUACCACGAAAAGCCUCUAUGCAAGUAGCUGCAGUCAAUAACACCUACCAAACAAUAUGCAACAAACAAUGGAAGAAGUUCCUGGUUAUGAUCGCAGCACAGCCCUGAAUAUCCUGUGUUCAUAAGAGGCGAGAGUCGUUGCUCCUGAAACUCCUAAAAAUGAUCUGGUGAGUUCAUGAACACAGUUUGAACAUUUUUGAACAGAAACAGUGUGCUUUUGAGUCAAAGGAGUUGCAACUUGCUAUUAAAGUGCAGGUGAAUUGAGUUUCAGCAUAAAUAUAUGCAUGCAACUUGACAAUCAACAAAACUCAUCAACUCAUAGCUUUUGCCAUGUUAGGUGAACUUUUAAACUUAUGCAUUAAGAUCUAUGGAACAUGUAGUCUGUGUUUCUAAAUGUUUUUACUAUAUGCUUAUUACAUCUCUAACAUUUUGGUGCAUUGCAUGUACAUACAAACUUCUUGAAAAAAAGAAAAAAACUGUUGUAGGUAGAAGACUCCUUUUUGGUCGGAAGCCAUUUGGGAGUUUGUUCCUAAAUGAUCACUCAAAGGGCAACAUAAAAAUGAGGAUUGGGACCUUUUUUGAUCGAGUAAACACUCAGCAAAUGCUCAUAAAA
Messenger RNA from Acanthaster planci (crown-of-thorns starfish), 2380 nucleotides. It is a transcript of the gene c8orf74, whose product is annotated as chromosome 8 open reading frame 74. The record is from RefSeq and is a predicted model, not a curated record. Lineage: Eukaryota; Metazoa; Echinodermata; Asteroidea; Valvatida; Acanthasteridae.